GGCUUCAGUUGUGUUUACCGCUCAGUGUGUACCGUUGCUGCCAUCAGGUGUGACCCAAAACUGUGACUGUGACUGCGAUUCGCUGUGACCAGCCGUGACUCUCGUGCGUCGUGCUUAUUUGUUGUGACUCCCGGUGGCGUAUGCUUGAUUUGUGUGCCGCCCAGGCGUAUGCUUGAUUUAAGGCGCGUUCUAGGCAACGUUCUUGCAGUGCAUCCUCAGGGAUAUCAACACAAAUAAUAAUAACAACAAAAACCAUCAUUGAAUUGUGCCGCUCCUUUGAAGUUAAUCCACAGAUAUUCUCACACACACUCUGGAUGGUAGUGUGUAGUGCGGUCGCUUUGUGUGGUAGUGAGGUUGUGUCUGUGUGUGUGUAAUGCGUAUGUAAUCCAAGCAAAUCUGUCACGUGUUUUGGAUAUCUUUUUCUGAGGCCGCCGAACAAAGCCCGGGAAUUUAUUGAAAAAUCGCACAAAGAUAAAUGCGCUAAACAAACGGAAACGGAAAACGACCAAAAUCCAAUCAGAAUCAAAGGGCCACUGGGAUACUUAGACCCGGAGACAGAUGUUGCUGUGCUCCCAGGAUCGGCAAAACAGUGAACAUGGCCCAGAGCCAAUGGUUAUUGAUGGUCCAAAGAGAGCAAAUCACUGUUGAAGCACCGAAGCACUAAAGCCGUAAAGAACCGAGUCGGAAAGAAAUAUUAAACAAAUUAUGGACAGCAACGCGAUUCUCGGGCAAUAAAGUUGGCCAUAAAACACACAGUUGAUACCGUGCCGAACAAUAAAAGACGAAAAACUAUUAUUUGACAAACUGUCAGCGGAGUCACUCGAAAGUAAAAUUGUGAACGUUUGCAUAAAGUCGCGGGGUAGCUUUUUUUCCCAAGGAAAAUCUCGAACGUUGGCACACGUUGCGUAUACGCCGCGUUGGCAGUUCAGCAGUUCCGCAGUUUUCCAGGAGGUGUUAAAUGCGUUUGCAAAUCGCUGCUGGAGCAGUAGCUCCCGCGACCACAGUUCCCCGCAGAUCCUCCACUGGAAAGUGCCAGUGAAAGUGCCGAGCUCUGCACUAUUUCCGCGCAACUGAACACUAACGCUCUCGCUCCCUCGCGGGAGGGGAUGCGCUCCUGGAAAAGUCGCAGUCGAUCCGAAAUGCAAACUCUCGAAACGAGAACGCGGCCCCUACAGGGCGCCCAGCUAGCCCAGCUCCUCCUCGGUAGCAUCCUCUGUCUCACAAUCGCAUCGCACACACAGACCUCGGCGGAGGCGGCAGGCGGGAAUGGAUCUGGAUCUGGAUCCGGAGGAGAGGCAGGGACAUCGUCGUCAUCGGCAGCCUCCACCGCCAUCAGUUCCGAUGAGAGCAGCGACCCAUCAUCGGCGACCGCAUUUUCCAGCUUGGCUCAAGUGUCCUCGCUUCUGCCGGAGGCAUCCGCCCUGUUGGCGACAUCGGGACUCGUGGAGCCCUAUCUGGAUGGCUAUGCCACCUCCAAUGUGACCACUCAGAUCGGGACACACGCGUAUCUGCCCUGUCGGGUCAAACAGCUGGGCAACAAAUCGGUAUCCUGGAUUCGCCUGCGAGAUGGACACAUCUUGACCGUUGACAGGGCCGUCUUCAUAGCCGACCAGAGAUUCCUGGCCAUCAAGCAGCCGGACAAGUACUGGACCCUGCAGAUCAAGUACGUGCAGGCCCGGGAUGCAGGGUCCUACGAGUGCCAGGUCUCCACGGAGCCGAAAGUGAGCGCGCGUGUCCAGCUGCAAGUUGUGGUGCCCCGCACGGAGAUCCUGGGAGAACCGGACCGCUACGUGAAGGCGGGCAGCAACGUGGUGCUACGCUGCAUCGUGCGCGGCGCCUUGGAGCCACCCACGUUCAUCAUGUGGUACCACGGCACAGAGCAACUGGCGGCCGACUCCCGCCGCCACCGCACGCAAAUGGAUCCCAACCUACCGGAGGCCUCCGGCGAUGGCCAGAGCACGAUUGGCUCAUUAAUCAUCGAGUCGGCCAAGAAGCGCGAUACUGGCAAUUACACAUGUAGCCCGUCGAAUAGCCGCAGUGCGACCGUAACGCUGAACAUAAUAAAUGGCGAAUCUUCGGCCUCGGCGGUCACCUCAUCGGCAGCCACCACCCGGGCCUACGCCCUCAGCAUCCUGGCCCUCCUACUCGGCGUCAUCAUCAUCGGAGUGGGCCACCGCACAUGACAAGUCACUGCCGCCAAGCCAAACUGAAUGGCCGGAAGCACAGCAACUACUAGAAAGUGAGAAGAUGGGAAGCCCAACACUCUGCCAACGUAAAAAGUAUAAAACCAAAUUAAUUUGAUAGACCCAAAUAGCAAAAGAGCGAGACGAAAGAAAAGAGGAGAAUGGAGAGAUUUAACGUAAUAAUCGAGUGCAUGUUGUAAGCUAGUUGAUUUUAUCCACUAACUAAUAACCAAUACAUAUAGAGGAUGAGUCCGUAAUCCCCAAGAUUACCGCAGCCAGUUUCGAGAAUCCCGAACCCCAGCUAAUAGUAAGUUCUAACGGCUCUAAGCGAACUAGUUAGUAAGCCCCUAGUCUUAGGCAGUCUCCUAACUGAAUUUGUUGUUUGGUUUUUGUUUAGGUUUAUUUUCGUAUUUGGUUAUGCUUGCGGGGCCUCUGUUUUGUGGAAAAUACCGAGUAAGUUUGCAUAAACGCAUAACCGUAAAUAUUUAUGCAGUCCGAUGUGAAAUUGCAUCGAUAUCCUGAAUCCAUUCGGGUCGCAUGAGCGAGCCAGGAAGGGGCGAUGGACUCCGGGAAAUUCCUGCCAUCAAACGAAUGCGUUUUUGGAAAAACUCAACUCGAAUUUGCAUGGCAAUUUGAGUCUGGAACAACAUUGGCAGUCUCCUUCCUAUGUGGCGACAUGCUGAACUUUUCAAUUAGCCAUAUCUCCCGCACUCUUCGCACACUUUCUCCCCCUCUCUCUCUCACUCUCUCUGACAGUUAGUUUUGAAUAUUUAUUAUUUUUAGCAAAUACCGGACUGUGUCGUCCUCUGUUGACCUUGUUUCUUGUCGAGAGAUGCAACUUCCUUUGCCAUUAAACUCACCUAAAAUGUUAUACCUUCGAAUAGGCCGUCCCAGGAAAUUCAGAGAGUCGGAGAAGUUCUGUAUGAUUUUUAAGGAGUUUAUUUAACAUUAUCUUUGGUAAGCAGAACACCCACAAAUAUGAACUUUCCGACAUGUGUGUGCGACAUCGCAAACAUUUGCAUAGCCAAUUUAUGGAACUCUAUUUUAUGUGCUCUUAUCUCACGAACAAGCUCGAAACAUGCGACAAAAAACCAAAUUCAUAAAGUAAAUAAUUGCGUAAGGAACAAAAAAUUAUAGCAAAUACAUGUGCAUUGAUCGAAAUGGACAACGGACAACGGACUACGGACAACGGACAUCCAACAUCCAACAAAACAGAAAACAGAAAACAGAAAUGCAAACAAAAACAAUUUAAUUGAUAACGAAAGUAAAUUUAUUGAAUUGGGCGGACUGAAUCGCGAACUGUAUAUAACUCUAUUGCGAAAUCGUUCAACAAAAAUGUAAAUUAAUUGAAUAUACAAAUAAUAUAAAUGGCAGAAUCCAACCAGAGAGACGUAUUCCAAACACUAAUGAAUUGCAUUUAAACGAUACAAAUAAAUAUAUAAAAUAAAUAAAUAAAUAGCAGGCAGGCAGGAGACAAAGGCGGCCAAGAAAUAAAUAAAACGAAAUCAAACGGACAAAAUGUAAACAUCGAUUGCAACGCGAACCCGCAGGCCCGCCUCGUAUUUAUUUAUCCACUUAACGUCCUUUUUAAUUACACACACACACACCCGAACACACACUCCCCCAACCAUUGCAAAUCCCAUAAAAAUCGCCUGAAAUUAAUUAAAGUUGUCUCAGCUCCUACGUGGAAAUCGAGGCUGCAGCGUCAACUUAAUUGCAAUUAGGUGCAGGCCACACACACACACACACACAUAACAUGCCCCCACUCUCGCACAAACAAUACCCUCAAAGCGGCAUUAAUUAUGUGUGCGAUUGUCCCAAGGCGCCGCUUGUCACACCCUGCGUAUACUUGAUGAUGCGCUCGCCUUUGAGCGUUUAACAAAUUGAUCCAGGGCCAAGUUAACCGCAAGCAGCUGUGAGCCAACGCAAACACGCUCAGCAGAUGGGCGAGAAAAAAGCCACGGGAAUAAAUUUCUGCGGUCAAUAUUACAGCCGGGAAAGUGGGGCUGGAGAGGGUUAAUUUAACUGGGAUUCUUUUCACGGGUGUGGACAAUUAACACAUUCCGGCUUGCAUGCAUCAAAUGCUCGCGGUCUGCGGCUAACCGCCUUUGAGCCACCCUAUUACACACCCUCACACCUACUCAACUUUCAUUUCCACUUUUAUUUUCCCUCCAAAAAGCCACCAACAACAAGCAGCCCCAUUGGACAGCCUAUAAAAGUGAAUGUUGAACAAUGAAACUUUGUUAGAAUUAAGCGGCGUACAUAUAUGAACCAUAGCAAGUACUAUACAAAUCGAAAUCAAAAUACAUUUCUAAGCUCUUAAGUGUUUUUCAUCAACUCGAUUAACGGUAUAGACGCCAUACGUGUAAUUAUCAACACCCCUCCCCCUAAGAAAUAAAAUUAAUAAUAAUUGUAAAUAAAUCGCAUUACACGCCCCUAACGUCCCGAUUUCGAAGCGAGGUGUGGACAUUACUUUUUAAAGACAGACACUCGAACUCACGUGUACUCAUGAUAUAGCAAAGUUUAUUGUUAAGUACCGACUAAUAACGAAUGGAAAUACUUACACACAUACAUAUGUAAACGAAACUAAGAACUAUGUGAAACUUUAACUGACAAAUUUAUUGCAUUACAUACAAUAAAAUAAUAAAAUUGAAUAA
Drosophila eugracilis is the source of this 4840-nucleotide messenger RNA. It is a transcript of the gene dpr11, whose product is annotated as hemicentin-2. Gene Ontology annotation, biological process: synapse organization. Bases 1107 to 2183 code for a protein of 358 amino acids. The transcript is spliced from 8 exons. The record is from RefSeq and is a predicted model, not a curated record. NCBI's taxonomy places the organism in Eukaryota, Metazoa, Arthropoda, Insecta, Diptera, Drosophilidae. Gene Ontology annotation, cellular component: neuron projection membrane.